AUGCCCCCGGUCACUCGCUCCAUGCGCCGCAAUCUUCCCACCUUCCUCCAGGAGUCGUCAACUCGCCAGUCAACCACGUCUCCGCCGCUGCGUCUCAGCGAACCCCCUCGAACUGGCUACCCCGGUCUCCUCGACUGGAUCACCAUCACCCCGGCUCUCAUAUGGGACCAUGCCAAGCAAACCGAUGCCAUCAACGAAUUCUUCGACCAGCUACAGGGCUAUAGCUCCGUCAACCUCCGACUCCGGCGUUCCCGCCCCCUCGAAGCCCCGAACACCGAAUAUCUCAUGAUCGAAUGGAGCCACGCUUCCACCCGAGCCAAAUUUCUUGACUCCGACGACUACACCUCGUUGAUGAAUCUCCUCGGACGAUUGACACAGGGUAGAUCCGUGCACCUCUCCUUGGUCGAUUUCUCGUCCACGAACACGUACGCCUUCCACCCUGACAAACGGGGCCCCGUCGACCACUUCGAGCUCCUGAUGGUCGACUUCCCCGGCAACCUGUCCGAGUCACAACGAAACGAAAUCUCGCACCGGAAUGGUCCGUUCAGUCUGCGCGGCUGGUUCCCCGGGCAGCCGUACGAGGAGAUCGAGCCGCUUCCGCUGCACCAGUUGGUUGACUGGACGUGUGGGUGGCUGGUUGACACCACUGGUGCCGGUGCUGCUGCUGUGGAUUUCCGGGGCCAUCGCGGCGCGCAGUGCCUGGUCUACUUUCUGCGGUGGAAUGGGUGGGCCGGGGAGAGGCGCUACAAGGCGAUUCACGAGACGCAUCCGGUGGAUUGGUGGGGGGAGUUUCUGGCGCGGUUGGAGGAGUUGGGGAUGCUGGGGUGGGAGAGUCAGCAUGUGCGGUUUGAUCGGCGGUCACAUUAG
This is a messenger RNA of Aspergillus japonicus CBS 114.51, 867 nucleotides long. RefSeq lists its product as uncharacterized. Lineage: Eukaryota; Fungi; Ascomycota; Eurotiomycetes; Eurotiales; Aspergillaceae. The record is from RefSeq and is a predicted model, not a curated record. The coding region runs from base 1 to 867 and encodes 288 amino acids. The transcript has 2 exons.